AUGGGCCCGAAUGUGCAUGUGCAGAUGCAUCGGAUAGAUGGGUCAGUUGACGGGGACCUUUCGUCUGCGGAUAUUGACGUGAAAGCAGACCCGGAGUUGGAGGAAGAUGCCGGUUCCAAGAUUGGCGGCAUUGGCGAAGUGGGUGGAUUCAAGGAAAAUGGCCCGCAUUAUCAUGAGAGAAUAGGCAAAUCAGGGUCACUGGAGUUUGUUGGCGAUGUUCCCGAGGUUAUUGUUCAUGCUCAUGUGUUUUCUUCGGCCUACCCUGCAUCUGCUUUUAUUGAUCUACCUAGUAUUUCUUUACCUUCGGCUUGGAUUAUGCUAACACUGCCGGUUGGAAAGACAUCUAUCACGGUUCUGAUUCUGCCCUUCAUGCCGGCUUACGUCCACCGACUGUUAAGUUUUCUCAACUUUCAUCCUCUUUUUCCACAGUUGUAUUGGCUGAGCCUGAGUCAGUUGAAAUUGAAAAAAGGCUUUACCAGUUGA
This is a messenger RNA of Dibothriocephalus latus, 483 nucleotides long. The record is from the annotation of a GenBank genome assembly. Lineage: Eukaryota; Metazoa; Platyhelminthes; Cestoda; Diphyllobothriidea; Diphyllobothriidae.